Molecule: messenger RNA, 738 nt
Organism: Xylaria bambusicola
Lineage: Eukaryota; Fungi; Ascomycota; Sordariomycetes; Xylariales; Xylariaceae
Exons: 3
Coding region: 1-738 (245 amino acids)
Biological process (GO): intronic box C/D snoRNA processing; rRNA processing; nuclear-transcribed mRNA catabolic process, RNase MRP-dependent
Cellular component (GO): nucleolar ribonuclease P complex; ribonuclease MRP complex; cytosol
Molecular function (GO): ribonuclease MRP activity
Source: RefSeq, a predicted model, not a curated record
AUGGAUAAAGGGCUGAAGAGGAAGACAGUGUUUCAGCUAGACACUCCAUUUUCGAAUGCAUCAUGGCCUCAUAUAACGCCAGACGACCAAGAUACCAUCUUGGAACUGCUUUGCGCUCUGCUUUCGCCUCUUGGUCACUAUCGAUCACAGCACAUUCAUGCGUCGAAGGGCAAUCGUGCCAAGAAGAGGAAACGAAAGGAGCAGUCUAGCCAGGAGACAGCGCCACCGGUUCCCCCAGUCCCUGAGCUUCACUCUUACGUUGACAUCGGCUUGCCAUGCGUCUCACGCUAUCUUCAGAGGACCGCGUCAGAUGCCUUAGAAACUACCGUUUCGCGAGAUGAUCGAAAACCAGAGCAGACAUCUCCAAGUCGUUUUUACUCAGCCAUUUUUGUUGCGAGAUCUGGCCAACCAAAUGCGCUAAGCAGCCAUCUUCCCCAGAUGGUGACAAUGGCUUCUAGGUCCUAUCCAUCACAACCGGCCAUUCGAUUAGUUGAGCUUCCCAGGGGUUGCGAGGGCCGACUGUGUGAGUCACUAGGUAUCCCUCGCGUUUCCUGCGUAGGUAUUUGUGUCGGGGCCCCAAACUCUAAUGCCUUGCUUGAUUUCACCCAGGAGCAUGUUGCGAUCAUCAAGGCACCGUGGUUUGAAGAGGCUCGCGAGGGUAAAUAUCGAGCUACGAAGAUAAAUUCCAUUGAGACUGUCAUAGGUGUCAGCAAGAAAUCGAGAAAGAGCACUCAAUGA